UCACAGUUCAAGCAACUUUGGACGCAGCUAGGGCGCUUGCAUCGGUGUUGCUGAGGCAUGUAGGAUUGAAUUAUAGGUUUGCUUUGGGAGGAACGCCCACAGCAUACCAUGGCCUCUUCCAUGGGCACGAUGCACUCGGCCGCUUCAGCUUUUGCAACUCUUUUGCAGCCCACGAAAUCCAGCACCGUGGUCGCAGAUUUUAUCAGCGGCAGCUCAGGCAGCAAUUUUCUUGCCCCUUUUCCUCUCUGUCCUACAUCAAACUCGAAACCCUUGACCAAAAGCAAAUGCUGUCGGUUGUCAGUUCAUGCCAAGACCGUGACUGGAGCAAGGAAGAAGGCGCCACAGAGUGAGUUCCAUCGGCGACGGACCUGCAGACUGGCCUGCUGUUUCAAAGGCCCACUUUUGCAGAGUCCUCUCUCAGUCAAACGGCAGCAGGUUAGAGAGGACCAGGACAAUGUUGGGUUCGGCGAGGAGCCAGGAUUAGGAGACGGGAAACAGAAGUGGAGGACGCAGGCCGUGCAAACAGAGGCGCCUGUGGACAAGGUGGAGGAAAGGAUCAGAGAAGGGAGAAAGCAGAUGGAUUGGGCGAAGGCUUGGUACCCGGCAGCAGUGGUGGAGGACCUGGACCCGAAAAAACCCAAGGGGAUCAUGGUGCUGGGGAAGCGACUCGUGUUGUGGAGGGACCAGGACAAGAACUGGCGCUGCCACCUCGACCGCUGCCCCCACCGUUUCGCCCCCCUCUCCGAGGGGCGGAUUCACGAAUCUGGGGGCCUGCAGUGCUCAUAUCACGGUUGGGUAUUUGGCCCCCAGGGAAACUGCACUCUGAUACCCCAGGCUGACGAAGACGAGCGGAAAGCGCUGGACUCCAAACUGGCAUGCGCAGUGGCUCUUCCUAUCAAGGAAGAGGUGGGCCUCCUCUGGGUGUGGCCCGACGAGCGCUCGGCAUUGGAGGCCCUGGCCACUCCCCCGCGCAUUGACAGCACUCUUUCCGACCCCGACUUUACGUACCAGUGGGUCUACCGGGAGCUCCCUUACAACUGGGACACUCUGGUAGAGAACGUGCUGGACCCCGCCCAUGUGAACUUUGCGCACCAUAAGGUGCAGGGGAAGCGCGAGAACGCGCUCCCGAUUACGUUUGGCGUGGCGGAGCCGGAGGUUGGGGGGUUCACCGUUCCAGGCAUCGGCAAAAUGGGCAACUUUCCGGUCCCCAACAUCAAUUUCAUCGCGCCCGCUUCCAUUGUCUACCACUUCACCAUCCCUAAAGAGAACGUUGCCAAGCCGUGGCAAGCUGCUCUCGUCAGCCUGGGGACGCCGAUCGCGCCCGGAAAGGUCGCCAUCUUUGCGUGCUUCCCCCGCAACUUCCUCAAGUUCGCUGCUCGGUUGACGCCCCGGUGGUUUGACCACGUGCGCACUCGGAACAAGGUGCUCGACGGCGAUCUAGUUCUCCUCCAAGGCCAGGAACUCCUCAGCCUACAGUCUUUCUCGGGCCCCGUUGACGACCAGCCCAGCACCUCAGCUGCGCCGGAAAGCGUCGACUCCCACCAGAACGGGGCCUCGACUUCGCACGGGUUCGCAGACCGCAAGUAUUUCAUGCCCACGAAGAGCGACCGGCCGAUCGCUGCGUUUAGAAAGUGGGUGAAGGACUUUGGGAACGGGGGGCCGCGCUGGCCGGUGGGGUUCCGCACGGAACCGGAUCCGCUGGGGGACCGGCCGGAAGUGAUCAUGGACCGGUUUACGCAGCACACGCAGCACUGCUCCGCGUGCAUGGGCGCGUACCGUAACGUUCAACGGCUCCAAAGCAUCGCAAAGGUUGCCGUCGUUGCGUCGAUCGCCGGCGCGGCGGCGUUCUCCGCCCGUGACGAGAGGCUUUCGCAAAGCCUCGCGGUUCUGGCAGUUGUGUUGACGGGUUCGAUCGGGCUGCUCCAAAGAAUGGAGCAGCAGUUUGUCUAUGUUGGAUACGACCACUCAGAAACAUGAGGAGCGAAUUGUUGACGAGAGAGACUUUGGUCGUGGGAAAGCUUUUGCUGCGACCUUGUUAGAUAGAGGAUCGGAUAGAGUAUCUCGAUGUAUGUAGUUCGACAGACGCUUUGGGUGGUUUGCAUGAGCCUGCGCCUAGGAGGCUGCGGCUGAAAUCGUUGAAUAGCACGGUAGGGCGUGUUAAGAUAUACGGGUCUGCCAGUGCUUAGUCGGAACCUCGUCAGGAUCCGUCAGACAGCUGAGCUUGAGCGCCUCUCAAGUGAAUAGGUUGCUACGAUACAUCAGAACCUAAGCGUUACAUGCACCGCUCAAUGGCGUUCCAGGC
Messenger RNA from Klebsormidium nitens, 2302 nucleotides. The record is from the annotation of a GenBank genome assembly. Lineage: Eukaryota; Viridiplantae; Streptophyta; Klebsormidiophyceae; Klebsormidiales; Klebsormidiaceae.